ACACACACCAACGCCGUUCUCUCAAGCCCACGUCCCAACAUUCGUUCAGUAUAUCAAACUACCUUAUAAUUUUUAAAAUGUGGGCAAAAGCAGCAUCACUUCUCGCUCUAGCGGCCACUGCUGUCGCUCAAUCCAAGGGCUUCAACUACGGUGCCACCAACGCAGAUGGCUCAUGCCGCGGGUACGACGACUUCGUCCGCUUCUUCAACGAGGCUAAGACCCUUCCUGGAGCGUCUGGCUUCAACACAGCACGUCUGUACACAUCGAUUCAAUGCGGUAGCCAAACAGAGCCCAUCUCAGCCUUCCGCGCAGCCAUCGAUACCGAUACCAGGAUCCUUGUAGGUCUCUGGGCCAGUGCCGGACGUGCCGCUUAUGAGCGAGAACUCAACGCCCUUCUUCAGGCUGCUAGGGAUCUGGGCACCCCUUUCACAGACAGGAUUAUUGGAAUCAGUGUAGGAUCUGAGGACUUGUACCGCAGCAGCGAGCAGGGAAUCAAGAACAACGCUGGCGUUGGUGCUACUGGUGCUGAAAUCGAGGGAUACAUCGGUUGGCUCCGUGACUGGGUUCGUGGAACUGGACUCGCCAAAUGCCCCGUUGGCCAUGUAGACACAUGGACUGCCUGGACUCUGGCGGAGAACCGUGGCGUCGCCCGCGCCGUGGACUGGCUCGGCCACAACUCAUUCCCCUACUUUGAGAGCGACAGGCCAAACUCCAUUGAUAUGGCACGUGAAAACUUUUUCAACUCUGUUGCCCAGACUGCGAGCGUAGCAGACGGCAAGGAAGUCAUCAUCACUGAGACUGGUUGGCCACGAAUUGGACCCGUGAGUCGCGAUGCCGUUGCUUCUCUCGAAAACAUGAAGCGCUACUGGAAAGAAGUCGGCUGCUCCCUCUUUGGUGUGCGUUCUACCUUUUGGUACACCCUCAAGGAUGCCAAUGCUGGCCAGACUGAUUUGUCUUUCGCCAUCACGCCUCUUCAGAGUAGCACACCGUACUUUGACCUCACUUGCUAGAUGAAUUAGUCCUUGCCCCCCCCCCCCCAAAAAAAAAGCGACAUUUACGAUUGGAUAACAUAAUCAGCACUGCAUCUGUACAAAACAUAAUUCAAAAGUAGUAGAAAAUUAGUCAAAUCAUACAUGCUAUGGAUACAUAGUCCCAUAAUAUCCAAAAAGUCAAAUCAAAUGAUUUA
Bipolaris maydis ATCC 48331 is the source of this 1186-nucleotide messenger RNA. Its product is annotated as glycoside hydrolase. Gene Ontology annotation, molecular function: glucan endo-1,3-beta-D-glucosidase activity. Gene Ontology annotation, cellular component: extracellular region; fungal-type cell wall; cell surface. Gene Ontology annotation, biological process: cell wall organization. The record is from RefSeq and is a predicted model, not a curated record. Lineage: Eukaryota; Fungi; Ascomycota; Dothideomycetes; Pleosporales; Pleosporaceae.